AUGAGGGCACCUAUUUCGGGACUUCCACUCAAAAUUUAUUUGGCUGCGACGAACACAGCGGUUGGGGCUUUGCUUGCCCAAGAUGAUCAUGGUGGGGAAGAGAAUCCCAUUUAUUAUGUGAGUAGGCAAUUAAGGGGAGCUGAAACGAGAUAUCCAAAGACCGAACUCUUGUGCCUUGCUCUUGUCUAUGCUGCGCAGCACCUGCGACACUACUUCCUUGCUCACAAGCUACAACUCAUAGUAAAGUCUGAUCCCGUAAGAUACUUGCUCACAAGGCCGGUGUUAUCUGGACGUCUUGCAUGUUGGUUGCUGCAGCUGUCUGAAUUCGAUAUCACAUGCACCACUCCAAAAGCCAUCAAAGGAUAA
This is a messenger RNA of Prunus armeniaca (apricot), 366 nucleotides long. Lineage: Eukaryota; Viridiplantae; Streptophyta; Magnoliopsida; Rosales; Rosaceae. The record is from the annotation of a GenBank genome assembly.